AUGCAAUGUGACGACAUUACCUGGAAUAUACUUAGAAAAGGACAGUGCGCUUUCAAAGCUUGGACUAAACCGACAUUAUUCUGUCGAAAUGAAAUGAACCUCACGGGUAUCUGCUACUUAUAUUGCAAGGUUAUUGAAAGAAGUCAUUAUCCGAGAAGACUAUGGGAGAAGACGAAACUUUCUAAGGAUAUGAAUAAGGCUUUGGAACAAAUCAGUGAUGCUCUUCUUCAUUGGAGCGAAUAUGUUCGCCAUAAAUGUAAAGCACGUCUCAUUCGCAUUCAUCAACAAAAGAAAAUCAUCCCGGUAGCUCGCAAAGUUGAACGGCGUGAGAAACGUCGCGAAGAGAAGGCACUAGUUGCUGCGAAGUUGGACAAGGCUAUCGAGAAAGAAUUGUUAUCGCGAUUGAGACAGGGAACAUAUGGCGAUAUCUACAAUUUCCGACAAAAAGCAUUCCAAGAUAUGUUGGACGAGAAUGAGAGGGUUCUUGAAGGAGACGAAGAAAUUGAAGUGGAAAAUGAUGAGGACGUGGGUCAAGUGCAUUACGUGGCUGAUUUUGAGUCAUCAGAUGAGGAAGAUGACCAGGAUAUAGAAGAUACGCCUGGUGGUUGGUCCCCGCCGGAAACAGACAGUGACGAUGACGAUUGGCAGCGACCGCAAGAGAGUGGUAACGAUGAUGAUGAAGAUGAAGAAGAAGUUGAGGAAGACCAGGAGUUUGUGGGACCACCGAAGAAGAAACUCAAGGAAAUGACCAGUAAUACGAAGAAAAAGAAGAAAUUGCCAAAGGUUUGUUAG
This is a messenger RNA of Angiostrongylus costaricensis, 792 nucleotides long. NCBI's taxonomy places the organism in Eukaryota, Metazoa, Nematoda, Chromadorea, Rhabditida, Metastrongylidae. The record is from the annotation of a GenBank genome assembly.